AUGGAGGAGCCCCAGAUCCAGCUGGUGGAAUACCAGGGAAAAGAUUACCAUGUUAUCAAGGAGGGUUUGGCGAAGAUUCUCAACCCGCCUGCCCAACAAGCCGCUUCUAAGGGAACGAAGAAGGAUCUCAAAAGCGACGACCAAAUGCAAUCCGUCUUCUACAACCCAAUUCAACAAUUUAACCGCGACCUUAGUGUGCUGGCAAUUCGUGCCCAUGGAGAACAUAUCAUCGACCUGAAGAAACAAAAAGCGGCUGAGAAGCUGAAGAAGCAGGCAGGCAAUGGGGAAAAGAAACGGAAGCGCGAAGACGACCAGACCGAGAACCCGAGGCCCGCCCCAAAUGCAGAACACAAGGACAACGCAGAGGCAACCAACCAGCCAGUCUCUGCCCCUUCGGCCGACCAAGAGCCUAAAUUAGAAGCCGGAUCAGAGCAACCGGCGGCUUCUUUCACUGUUCUUGAUGCUCUCUCUGCAACUGGACUGCGCGCUCUUCGCUACGCCUCGGAGCUUCCAUUUGUCACAAAGGUCGUGGCUAAUGACCUGUCAGCAUCGGCAAUUAAGUCAAUGAAGAAAAACAUCGAAUACAAUGAGCUUAACACAAUUCAACCCAAUCUGGCCGAUGCCCGUGUAUACAUGUAUGGGCUUGACAACGCGAGCAAGUUCGACGUCAUUGAUUUGGAUCCAUAUGGCACAGCAGCCCCAUUCAUGGAUGCCGCCGUGCAAGCAGCCAAAGACGGUGGCCUUUUGUGCGUUACUUGCACCGAUGCCGGUGUCUGGGCCUCGACCGGCUAUUCGGAAAAAUCAUUUUCUCUCUACGGCGGUAUCCCCAUGAAAGGCCUGCACUCCCACGAAGGUGGACUGCGAUUGAUCUUAAACUCCCUUGCUAUGUCCGCAGCUAAGUAUGGAAUGGCCAUCGAGCCAUUAUUGUCUCUGUCUAUCGACUUUUAUGCUCGCGUCUUUAUUCGGAUCUAUCGAUCUCCCGCACAGGUCAAAUUCACCGCAGGCAACACGAUGCUCGUCUACAAUUGCGAUUCCGGCUGUGGCGCAUGGACAACGCAACCACUUGGUUCUACCAGAUCCAAAUUGGACCGCAAGGGAAACCCCGUAUACCACCAUGGCCUGGCUAAAGGACCCACAGCUGGACCGCACUGCGAGCAUUGCGGCACAAAAACACAUAUUGCAGGACCAAUGUGGGGUGGUCCGCUACACAAUCCUCAAUUUAUCCAGAAAAUCUUAGAUAUGCUUCCUGGGGCUGAUCCCGAGACCUAUCAGACCUGUGCUCGGAUCGAGGGAAUGUUGACCACUGCUCUUGAAGAGGACCUGGACCUAUCACCAUCUAACUCUGAACCAUCCACCCUCAAGCAACCUACACAGAGCACAAAAACCCAGUACGAUCCUGCAUACCCUGCCAUCAUUCCUCGAAUGGACGUUGCCGCUCAGGAAAAAUACCCCUUUUACUUCUCAAUCAGUGCUCUCGCAAAGGUUAUCCACACAACUACCCCUCCAAUCGACGAGUUCCGCGGUGCUCUCAGCCACCUCGGAUAUCGCUCCACUCGUAGCCACACCAAACCAAACUCAAUCCGCACCGAUGCACCCUGGGAGGUGAUUUGGGAGGUGAUGCGCGAGUGGGCCCGUCAGGUAUCACCUAUCAAGGAAACUUCCUUGAAGGCCAGAACAGCCGGUGCUGCGAUUAUGGCCAAGAGCCGUGAAAACCUCCGUAAAUUGGACGAUGAAGAUCAAUGGUUAUCUCUUCUUAAAAAGGAUCUGAUGUCUGCCGUUGAGACUGGCAAAGAUGUCAGUGACUUGGUCACCAAGGUUGAGGCUGCUCUCUACCGGUCCGGCCCGCGAAACACUUCGCAAAAUGCUCCUGCUUCUGUAGAGGCUCAGCCCAAUGCUGAUGCCGCUGCCGAUUCCCAGCCUGUAUCGGAAAAGGCACCUGCACAUCCCUCCAAGCGGCCACACCCAAGUACCCUUGAGGUGGUGUUUGAUGAGGAGCUAGGCCGUCAGGUGUCUGCUGCGCAUACCAAGAAACGACUGGUGCGGUACCAGCUCAAUCCUCGGGCUAACUGGGGUCCUCUCAACCGUGCGGGACGACGAUGA
This is a messenger RNA of Penicillium griseofulvum, 2100 nucleotides long. Its product is annotated as tRNA (guanine26-N2)-dimethyltransferase. Gene Ontology annotation, biological process: tRNA N2-guanine methylation. NCBI's taxonomy places the organism in Eukaryota, Fungi, Ascomycota, Eurotiomycetes, Eurotiales, Aspergillaceae. The transcript has a single exon. Gene Ontology annotation, cellular component: nucleus. The coding region runs from base 1 to 2100 and encodes 699 amino acids. The record is from RefSeq and is a predicted model, not a curated record. Gene Ontology annotation, molecular function: RNA binding.